Puntigrus tetrazona (Sumatra barb) is the source of this 2501-nucleotide messenger RNA. It is a transcript of the gene p2rx7, whose product is annotated as purinergic receptor P2X, ligand-gated ion channel, 7. Bases 256 to 2046 code for a protein of 596 amino acids. Gene Ontology annotation, cellular component: plasma membrane; nuclear inner membrane. The transcript has 13 exons. Gene Ontology annotation, molecular function: extracellularly ATP-gated monoatomic cation channel activity; purinergic nucleotide receptor activity; ATP binding. NCBI's taxonomy places the organism in Eukaryota, Metazoa, Chordata, Actinopteri, Cypriniformes, Cyprinidae. The record is from RefSeq and is a predicted model, not a curated record. Gene Ontology annotation, biological process: response to ATP; monoatomic cation transmembrane transport.
AGAGGUGGAAAAGAAUUAAAUUCGCUGUUGGAAACGAAAAUGUAUUUAAAAUAAAAUAUAAUAAUGUUAAAGACCGAGAAGGCGUGAUUCCGAGGUGACAGUGCAUGUAAUGUAGCCUAAUAACGGCAUCAGUGAAAAGUCUCUGUACGUCCUAAGAGUGGGGCAAAUAGCUGUCUUCCAGAAGACCAUGUGACCUCUCCUCCUGCGCAGCGCGAGCUCAGCACAGCUGCACGCCAGUGUUUACAAGUCACCACCAUGCCUUGCGCUUUGCUGAACCUCUGCGAAUACGACACGCAAAAACUCGUCAAAAUCAAGAGCGUCAGACUUGGGUCGCUGAAAUGGACAUUCAACGGGUUGAUCUUGAUGUUCAUUUGUUUCAUGAUGUUAUGGAACAAGGAGUAUCAAGAGUAUGAUCUGGUGGUGAGUUCUGUUACCACGAAGGUCAAAGGAGUGGCAAAGAUAACUGUAACAGACAUCGGAGAAGUCGUGUGGGAUGUGGUGGACUACAGCGGGCCAUAUCUGGGAAGAAACUCCUUUUUUGUGGCGACAAAUGUCAUUGUGACAAAGAACCAAAAACAAGGUAAUUGCCCUGAGGUUCUGCCGCAUGGGAAACAGUGUCGAACAGAUAAAGACUGCGAGAAAGGGUUUUCUGACCAGUAUAGCCACGGUGUUCAAACAGGUGCCUGCGUGAAGUUAGAUGUACUAAGGAAAACAUGUGAAGUUACAACUUGGUGCCCCAUUGAGAACAAGAAGACUCCCAGAUCUCCUCUUUUGGCAUCAGCAGAAAAUUUCACUGUGAUGAUCAAGAAUAACAUCAGAUUUCCAGCCUUUAAUUACAUAAGAAGAAACAUCCUGCCUGGAAAGAAAGACUCUGACCUUAAAGGUUGCAUUUAUAACCGCGUCAAAAAUCCAUACUGCCCCAUUUUCCGUUUGGGAGACAUUGUGAAUGAGGCCAAGGAGAAGUUUUCAGACAUGGCAGUGGAGGGUGGUGUAAUUGGGAUCCAGAUCAACUGGGACUGUGACCUGAACUACAUUUUUCACAGCUGUCUGCCAAAAUACUCAUUCCGUCGCUUGGACGAAAAAGAAAGCAACCGAACCUUGUACCCUGGUCUCAAUUUCAGGUUUGCGAGAUACUCUACAGUGAAUGGUGUGGAGCAGAGAACUCUCUUUAAAAUGUAUGGGAUUAGGUUUGACGUGAUGGUGUUUGGGAAGGCUGGAAAGUUCAGCAUCAUUCAGCUAAUCAUCUACAUUGGAUCUACGCUCUCGUAUUACGCUAUUACGACAAUAAUCCUGGACUGGCUUAUCGGGACCGGCUGUUACUCCAAAGAGGCAAAACAGAACUACACUGAGAGGAAGUUUGAGGCUGUACAGGACAGAGAAGAGUGCUUCCUUUGUGUGUCAUAUGUGGAUGAGGACCUGUUGAGGGUGGUCAAAAGAUCCAGAAAGAAAGGACUACAGGCAUCUAAACCUCUUUCCUUACACCAGCCCAAAAAUGAUUUGGCGAGCAUGAAGACUCUGAUGAGUGUUCUGCAGUGUGUUAAAAGCAGAAGUGAGCCUUUACAGAAUGGCCAGAGUGGCAGGCUAAACGUGGAAGAGAACCUUCCCAGAAGUCACAGCAGCAGACAAAGCACUGACACACCGUUGCUGGAGAUGCCAGAGUCUGGGAGUCCGGCCUGGUGUCAGUGCGGCUGCUGCCGGCCUUCCGACUCCUUACAGGAACAGCUGUGCUGUCGGUCCAAGAAAGGACGCUGCAUAACCUCCUCCCCGCUCUUUUCGACACUGGUCGUCAAUCGCUCUGUCCUGGAGACAGCUUUGUUCUAUGUGGAUCCCCUAGCGGAGCUGCGUGAGGAGGCUCAGCUGCGCCAUGGGGCCUAUGCUCAAUUCAUUAGAUGGCGCUUUGGCGACAGCACGCCUAGAGAUGCUAUUCCAGUAAUACCGAGUUGCUGUAUCUGGAGGAUAAGAGCAGAAUACUCCAGCCCUGAUGGGAAAUACAGUGGCCUUAGCCUCUUUCAGGCCGUACCGUCUCAGACAGACUUCAAUAGAUAAGACUUUAUAGGUUUAUGAUUACACAUUCAAAUCAAAAUGACAAUGCCUAAAUGGUAAUGAUAUAAACCAGUCAAUAACAAGGAAUAUGAGUCAUUUUUACUAUUUUAACUAGCAAAUCAACCAAUUUGAGUCAUAUUAACAACAAAUAUGCUGUCAGUAUAUUUUAAUUAACACAGAUGCCUUUGAACUUAAAAAAAAGCAAAAAAGCGAAGAACCUGAUUUACUGAUCAUUUAAAGUGUAAUUAAACACUGAUACACUCAUAAACUGUAAUAAAAGAAAAAUUUGAUCAAAUUAAAAUGGAAUUGAUAAGCUAACAUCAGCUAAGGAAUUCUUAUAUAAAUAAAUAAAUAUAUAAAUAAGAAUAAAUAUAUUAUAUUUAAAAUGUAUAGUAGAGUUAAUGUAUAUUAACAGUAUUUUUGAUUAAAUAAAUGCAGCAAACAAGCUCGUCAGCCCC